Molecule: messenger RNA, 1496 nt
Organism: Phyllotreta striolata
Lineage: Eukaryota; Metazoa; Arthropoda; Insecta; Coleoptera; Chrysomelidae
Source: the annotation of a GenBank genome assembly
AAUCGGAAAAUCGGGCAGUCGCCGCCGGACUCGCAGAGUUUUACAGUGCUCCCGGACCUCUUUUGACACCCGUUUGACAAUUAGCCUUCAUUAAACAUGUCCGACGAGGAGGAAGUUUAUUCUGAAGAAGAGGAGGAGGAGGAAGAAGUCGUUGAAACAAAAACGACAACCACCACUACUACCAAAGUCGAGGAAGGAGCCGGAGAUCCGGAAUUCAUCAAGCGCCAGGACCAGAAGAGGUCCGAUCUAGAUGAACAGCUGCGCGAGUACAUCUCCGAAUGGCGCAAGCAACGCGCCAAGGAGGAGGAGGACCUCAAGAAACUGAAGGAGAAGCAGGCCAAGCGCAAGAUCGCGCGCGCCGACGAGGAGAGGAAAAUGGCCGAGCGCAAGAAGGCCGAAGAAGAGCGUCGCGUCCGCGAGAUCGAAGAGAAGAAACAGAGGGACAUCGAAGAGAAGAGACAGCGUCUCGAGGAAGCCGAAAAGAAACGCCAAGCGAUGAUGCAAGCGCUCAAGGACCAAAACAAAAACAAAGGGCCCAACUUCACCAUCACCAAACGGGACCCUGGCUCCAAUUUGUCCGCCGCCCAGUUGGAGAGGAACAAGACCAAAGAGCAGCUGGAGGAGGAGAAGAAGAUCUCCCUUUCCAUCCGCAUCAAGCCUUUGAUGCUCGACGGUUUGAGCGUGGACAAGCUGCGCGAGCGCGCCCAGGAACUCUGGGACUGCAUCGUCAAAUUGGAAACGGAAAAGUACGAUUUGGAAGAAAGGCAGAAACGCCAAGACUACGAUCUGAAAGAGUUGAAGGAAAGACAGAAACAACAACUGAGACAUAAGGCGCUGAAGAAGGGUCUCGAUCCCGAAGCGCUUACUGGAAAAUACCCGCCUAAAAUUCAAGUAGCCUCUAAAUACGAACGUCGUGUGGACACUAGGUCGUACACAGACAAGAAACACCUGUUCGAAGGGGGCUAUGAGGAUAUCAUUAAAGAUCUCAAUGAGAAAUCUUGGAAAGAAAAAUACGGACAAUUUGAUACCAGACAGAAAACUAGACUUCCCAAGUGGUUCGGCGAGAGACCUGGCAAGAAACCGGGAGAUCCCGAAACGCCCGAAGGCGAGGAGGAAGGCAAACAGGCCGCCGAUGACGACGACGACCUUAAAGAACCCGUGAUCGAGCCCGAGCCCGAAGAGGAAGAGGAGGAAGAAGAAGUCGAGGUCGACGAAGAGGAAGAAGACGACGAGGAAGAAGAAGAGGAAUAAAUGCCAAAAAUCAUGAAAGAUCUUGCCUGAAUAUAACAUCACAUAACAUCAAAUUCUCAAAUAUAACUAAAAUAAAUAAAUACUGCUAGAUAGUUUGUUUUUUUUUUGAUGAUCCAACACCUUGAUGAAUAAAAUUAAAUUGAAUUUGUAACCUUUUCUGAUUUUUUGUUUAUAUGUUAGCUGUAAGAUAAAAUAAAUUAUUUGAAUAUUUAUCAGAAUGUUUUAAUGUAUUCCAAAAUGUUGGG